AUGGCCUCCCGCCCAACCGUUAGCGUUCGCGCCGCCACUGGCGAGGCGUCUUCUUCCCUCACUCUCCCUGCCGUGCUUACGGCUCCCAUCCGUUUGGAUGUAGUCCAACAAGUUCACAAGAGCAUCGCCAAAAACAAGCGCCAGGCUUACUCCGUCGCUGAAAACGCUGGCCACCAAACUUCUGCCGAGUCCUGGGGUACCGGUCGUGCCGUUGCCCGUAUCCCCCGUGUUGGUGGUGGAGGAACUCAUCGCUCUGGCCAGGCCGCUUUCGGUAACAUGUGCCGUGGAGGUCGCAUGUUUGCUCCUACCAAGACCUGGCGCAAGUGGCACGUCAAGGUCAACCAAAACCAACGCCGUUUCGCAGUUGUUUCCGCCCUCGCUGCCUCGGCUCUUCCUUCCCUUGUUCUUGCCCGUGGUCACCGCAUUGAGGGCAUCGAGGAAGUUCCCCUUGUCGUUUCUUCUGGCGUCGAGGAGUACACCAAGACUAAGGAGGCUGUGACCCUCCUGAAGGCUCUCAACGCCUACUCCGAUGUCACCAAGGUCUCCAACUCUCGUAAACUCCGUGCCGGUAAGGGCAAACUCCGCAACCGCCGUCACCGCCAGCGCCGUGGUCCUCUUAUCGUCUACAACGAGGACAAGGGCAUCGUUCGUGCCUUCAGGAACUUGCCUGGUGUUGAGGUCGCCAACGUCCGCCGCUUGAACUUGCUCCAGCUUGCUCCUGGCGGUCACCUUGGCCGUUUCGUUAUCUGGACUGAGGGUGCUUUCAACCUCCUUGAUGAGGUCUUUGGUACCUUUGACAAGGCCUCUGUCUACAAGAAGGACUACUACCUCCCUACUGCCAAGAUUACCAACCCCGAUGUCACUCGCAUCAUCAACUCUGAUGAAGUUCAGUCCGUCGUUCGUCCUUCGCAGGGCAAGAAGCAGCGCCGCCCAUGGACUCAGCACAAGAAUCCCCUCGUCAACAAGGGUGUACUCUUCAAGCUCAACCCCUACGCCAAGAAGCUUCGUCGCCAGGAGCUCCUCAAGCAAAACAAGAAGAAGGAUGGCUCAGUCAAGGGCAAGAAGGCUACCAAGGCUGCCGGCGAGAUCUUCCUUACCACUCUCCUUGCUCCUUAA
Molecule: messenger RNA, 1116 nt
Organism: Rhizoctonia solani
Lineage: Eukaryota; Fungi; Basidiomycota; Agaricomycetes; Cantharellales; Ceratobasidiaceae
Product: ribosomal protein L4/L1 family
Exons: 6
Coding region: 1-1116 (371 amino acids)
Biological process (GO): translation
Cellular component (GO): ribosome; cytosolic large ribosomal subunit
Molecular function (GO): RNA binding; structural constituent of ribosome
Source: RefSeq, a predicted model, not a curated record